Molecule: messenger RNA, 653 nt
Organism: Eruca vesicaria subsp. sativa (arugula)
Lineage: Eukaryota; Viridiplantae; Streptophyta; Magnoliopsida; Brassicales; Brassicaceae
Source: the annotation of a GenBank genome assembly
AUGGGUUUCCUCGUCGGAGCCACUUCCUUCGCCCCCUCUCCUCCUCCUCCUCUCCCUUCUUCGUCUCCUUCUACGUCGCGCUUCCUACUUCUUUGCUCCAACAAUGUCACUAACUCCAAGCGUCGCCGACCACCACCGUCGGCUUCUCUACGCCGUCAAGAUACAAACGACGACGAAUUUUCCGUCAAAAGAAGAGAUUUUGUUCUUGUGGGUGUCUCUGUUCUUCCGUUUUUGCAGUUUCGGUCUCCGGCUAUGGCGGACGAAAGAGGAGAGAGUGAGAUUAAGACAUCAAAGCUUAAUCAAGGAAGUGAGGUUGCUGUAAGUGAAGGAACGUCCUCAAAUCCGUUUGUGUCUCUUUUGAAUGGUCUUGGAAUCUUCAGUGCUGGUGUUCUUGGUGCACUCUAUGCUCUGGCUCUGCAAGACACAAAAUCUGCUCAAGAAGCCAUCGAAUCUCUAAGGAACCAGUUGAAAGACAGAGAAAGAGCAUUGAUAACCAAGGAGAAAGACUUUGAAGCAAGACUGCAGAAUGAGCAGGAAGAGCGGAACAAGGAGCGUAAAAAGGCACAAGAGGAUAAGUUGUCUUUGAUCAGCCAGUUGAAUUCUGCAAAGGAUGUGGUUACAGGAUUAGGCAGGGAGCUAAGCAGCGAGAAGAA